GCCGGCACGCAGAGCUGACCGGCCUGGCCCCCGCGGCCCUCUCCCGCCUCUCUCCCAUUGUGUUGGAAUCCUAAAAAGAAAGACUAUAGCAACAACAAGAAAAAGACUAAGAUUGUGACAAAGACCCAACUGGGUUCUCUUGGUUAUAAACUCUUCUCCAUCUGGUGCUACAACAAUGAGUGGGAAAUCCCUGCUCUUAAAGGUCAUUCUCUUGGGUGAUGGUGGAGUUGGGAAAAGCUCGCUCAUGAACCGUUAUGUAACCAAUAAAUUUGACUCCCAGGCUUUUCACACCAUAGGGGUAGAGUUCUUAAAUCGAGAUCUGGAGGUAGAUGGACGUUUUGUAACUCUCCAGAUCUGGGACACUGCAGGGCAGGAACGCUUCAAGAGCCUUAGGACACCCUUCUACAGGGGAGCAGACUGCUGCCUCUUGACUUUCAGCGUGGAUGACCGGCAGAGCUUUGAGAACCUUGGUAACUGGCAGAAAGAAUUCAUCUACUACGCAGAUGUGAAAGACCCUGAGCACUUCCCCUUUGUAGUUCUGGGUAACAAAGUAGACAAAGAGGAUAGGCAAGUGACUACUGAGGAGGCACAGGCCUGGUGCAUGGAGAACGGAGAUUACCCUUAUCUAGAAACAAGUGCCAAAGAUGAUACUAAUGUGACAGUGGCCUUUGAAGAAGCUGUCAGGCAGGUGUUAGCUGUAGAGGAACAGCUGGAGCAUUGCAUGUUAGGUCACACUAUUGACUUGAACAGUGGUUCCAAAGCAGGAUCUUCAUGCUGUUAA
Molecule: messenger RNA, 781 nt
Organism: Mesoplodon densirostris (Blainville's beaked whale)
Lineage: Eukaryota; Metazoa; Chordata; Mammalia; Artiodactyla; Ziphiidae
Gene: RAB9B
Product: RAB9B, member RAS oncogene family
Exons: 3
Coding region: 176-781 (201 amino acids)
Biological process (GO): retrograde transport, endosome to Golgi; Rab protein signal transduction
Cellular component (GO): phagocytic vesicle; late endosome; lysosome
Molecular function (GO): GTP binding; GTPase activity
Source: RefSeq, a predicted model, not a curated record